Messenger RNA from Lactuca virosa, 7081 nucleotides. The record is from the annotation of a GenBank genome assembly. NCBI's taxonomy places the organism in Eukaryota, Viridiplantae, Streptophyta, Magnoliopsida, Asterales, Asteraceae.
GCUGAUUCCAUCUAACCAAUAUGUAUUGCUCAGAUGACGCUUAAUUACUACUGAUUUUGCAGAUAAAUUUGAUGUUAUUUUCUACAUUUUCACUUGCUUCUUGAAGAUAUGGAGACUGGAGCAACAAUAGAAGAUCAAUUCUCGAAGCUACAUCCUUGUUUUCAAACGAACACAAGGAUUGGGAUUAUUGGGGCGGGUCCUAGUGGGUUAUCGGCUGCGUAUGCACUAUGCAAACUUGGUUACUCUAAUGUGACUGUUAUUGAGAAACUUGGGUGUGUAGGUGGCAUGUGUGAAUCCGUGGAUAUUGAAGGGAGGAUAUACGAUUUGGGAGGUCAAGUUCUAGCUGCGAAUAGUGCUCCAACCAUCUUCCACCUCGCCAAAGAAAUCGGAGCUGAAACAGAGGAAUUAGACACUCAUAAGUUCGCCGAUGAAGCUAACGCCACAGGCCGAAUCGGAGUGCACGCAGUCAGCGAUAUUGCUUCCGAACCAACUCCUUCGUUUCUCAAAUCUAACGGACUCGAUUCAGUUCCUGAAUCUGUUGCCUAUGGAUUCACGGCUUCAGGUUACGGAUUUGUGCAGGAUAUGCCCUACGCUUAUGUUCAUGAGUUCACAAGGACUUCAAUGGCGGGAAAGAUUAGGCGAUUUAAAGGCGGGUAUAUGAGCGUUUGGGAUAAGAUAAGUAAACAACUUCCCGUACAAAUUCAUUGCAAUACGCAAGUAUUAUCAGUCAAUCGUAAUGGUAACACCAUUAAAAUCAAAGCCAAAAUUGUCAAUGGUGAAACGCAACAUAUGGAAUUCGAUAAACUCAUUAUCUCUGGUUCGUUUCAUUUACACAGUGGAAAGACCUACAGAUCACCUUCAAAAACAACAGAAGAAACUGUGAAUGAGGUUAUGGAUCUAAGUGAUUUUGAGAAGGAAUUAUUUAAUAAAGUGGAGACUAUAGAUUACUACACUACUGUGUUGAAGAUACAUGGAUUGGAGCAUAUUGCAGCUGGGUUUUAUUACUUUAGGGAAUUUAUAGGGGAUCCUAACACAAUAGGAAAUCCUGUUGCGAUGCAAAGAUUCUACCCAGACAAGAACAUAUUCCUGUUUUGGUCAUAUGGUAAUUCAACCGAUAUUGUAGGCCAUAAAGUUACUCGGCUUGCAGUUGAUGCAGCCACAAGUAUUGGAGGGAAGGUUGAGAAAGUAAUCUUACAAAGAAGAUUCAAGUACUUCCCUCAUGUCAACAGUCAAGAAAUGAAGGAUGGGUUUUAUGAGAAACUGGAAAACCGACUCCAAGGUCAGAAGAACACUUUCUAUGUUGGAGGGCUAAUGGCAUUUGAGCUAACAGAAAGAAAUUCAUCCUACGCGUUUUCUCUGGUUAUGAAGCAUUUCACAAGUGACAAUCCAAUACCUAGAUUCCCAUACACCAAGAGAUUAUACACUAUGAAAUCAGACUAUCAUUCUUGGAUUGCCAAACAACUAGAUGAAGAACCAGGUGUAAAGUUUCCAGAUAUCUCAUCUAUCGGUGGCUAUUUAAGACACUGGGGAAACCAUGAACGCAUUGCAAAUAAAACACUCUACAUAUGGAUCAACGAUAAAGGAGAAACAAUAAAUAGAAGAACAUAUAAAGAAAUAAAUGCUAAUGCUUCUCACAUCGCUCACAAGCUUUUAACAAACAAUAGGCCAAAUAUCAACCCUGGAGAUAGAGUUCUUCUAGUGUACAUACCUGGCCUAGAAUUCCUUGAUGCCUUUUUCGGUUGCCUGAGAGCAAGAGUCAUACCAGUACCUGCUAUUCCCCCUGAUCCAUCACAAACAGGAGGCCAAUCACUUCUUCAUAUUGAAAACAUUGCUACAAGAACAAAAGCAGUUGCAAUACUUUCAACUUUUAACUACCAUGUGUUUGUUAAAGCAAAUUCUGCAAAAAACAAGAUUAUGUUAACUAGGACAACAAAGAACUUACCUUCCUGGCCUAACCUCCCAUGGAUACAUACAGAUUCUUGGAUCAAGAACUUCAAAGGUGGUGAUGACAUCAGCUACGAUGAUAUAUUAGUGCAAGAAAGUAAGAUUCUUCCAAAAGAUUUAUGCUUUCUUCAGUUCACAUCUGGGUCAACUGGUGAUGCGAAAGGGGUCAUGAUUACACAUGGAGGUCUUGUUCAUAAUGUGAAGUUGAUGCGUAAGGUAUACAUGAGUACUUCAAAGAUUAUUGGUGUAAGUUGGUUACCUCAGUAUCAUGACAUGGGACUUAUUGGUGGGAUUCUAACAUGUACACUGAGUGGUGGAUCAUGUAUACUCUUUUCUCCUAUAGCUUUUAUAAAAAACCCGUUGUUGUGGCUGCAAACCAUGAGCAAGUUUCGGGCUACUCAUAGUGCUGGCCCUAAUUUUGCUUUUGAGCUUUUGAUAAGAAGAUUGGUGUCCAAGAAGGAAAAGAUCAUGAAACUUGAUCUUUCUUCCAUGGUUUUUCUCAUGGUGGCUGCUGAACCUAUAAGAUCCAAAACCCUAAAACGGUUUAUUGAGUUGACUCAGGGGUUUGGGCUCUCUCAAGAAGUGAUGGCUCCUGGUUAUGGCAUGGCUGAGAACUCGGUUUACAUUAGUUGUGCAUUUGGAGAUGGAGAACCGAUUUUUCAAGAUUGGCAAGGAAGGAUUUGUUGUGGGUAUGUGAAAACGAAUGAUGCUGACAUGGACAUUAGAAUAGUUAAUCCUGAGACAGGUGAAGAACACAAAGAAAAUGGAAAAGAAGGGGAGAUUUGGGUGAGUAGUUUAAGUGCGGGUGUUGGGUAUUGGGCAAUGGAGGAGCUGAGCCAGAAGACUUUCACCAACCAACUUCAAGGGCAAUUUGGGAAAAUGUACAUUCGGAGUGGCGAUUUAGGAAGGAUUAUUGAUGGGAAGUUGUUCAUCACAGGGAGGAUAAAGGAUCUGAUUAUUGUUUCUGGAAGGAAUAUAUACUCUUCAGAUAUUGAAAAGACGGUUGAGUCCUCGUCUGAGUUUAUACGCCCUGGUUGUUGUGCAGUUGUAGGUGUUCCUGAAGAGAUAUUAUUAGCUAAAGGGGUAAUGAUACCUGAAAAUUCAGACAUGGGGUUAGUUGUAAUUUCAGAGGUUAAAGGGAAUGUGGUUCCAAAUGAAGAGGUAAUGGACCACAUUCAUUCCUGUGUGGCAGAAGAACAUGGGAUUACAAUUUCUUCGAUUGUUUUUAUAAAAGAAAAAAGCAUUUGUAAGACAACAUCAGGGAAGAUCAAGAGGUUUGAAUGUCUAAAACAGUUUAUUGAGGGGAAGUUGCAAGUAAUCAAAGUAUACACACAGAAACAAUCUUUGAUUCAGUCUAUUACCCCGAAAGUGAUUAAAGAAGAUGUCUCUGUUAUAUCUAAGAAAGAAAUUGUUAACUUUUUGAAGAAACUUCUUUCAGUUCAAACAGGAAUUCAAACCGGAAACAUCUCUGUGACAAAAAGUCUUGUAAGCUAUGGGAUUGAUUCGAUUGGAGUUGUUAGAGCUGCUCAAAAGCUUUCUUCUUUUAUUGGGAUUCCAGUGGGGGCGAUUGAUAUCUUCACAGCCACCUGCAUUGAUGACCUGGCAGAUUUUGCAGAAAAUCUUGUUAGAAAAUCUUAUGUUGAGUCAUCAAGUCCUUCAUCCAAUCUUGACAAGAAGACAUAUUCUGUCAAAACAUCAAUCAAACCGACUUUUAUACGUAAGUUUGUUAUUUGGGUAUUGCAUCUUUUUGGUCUUGUAUACCUCUUGUUCUUGUUAACAAUUCCUAUCUACCUUUCAGUUUCUUCUUUCACCAUUUUAAUCUACAAAACCUCGUUUUUCAAUUUCUUAAUAUCUUUAACUUUUGCCCCUCUUGUUUGGAUGUUCUACAUUCUUUCCUCUUGUUUGACUAUCGCCUUAUUCGGGAACUCAUUUCUUCAACCUAAUUAUGGUCAAACCCCUGAUACAUCCCUUUGGUCAAUCAACUUUGUGAAAUGGUGGACAUUAUACAAAGCCCAAGAUAUUGUGUCUAGAAAUCUGGCUGUGUAUUUGAAAGGUACGGUGUUUUGCAACCUCUGGUUUAAGAUUCUUGGAGCAAAGAUUGGAUCAUCUGUGUUGCUUGACACCAUUGAUAUCACGGACCCGUAUUUAGUCACCAUUGAAGAAGGAGCAGUGAUUGCAGAAGGAGCUUUGAUACAAAGCCAUGAGUUCAAAAAUGGUGUGUUGAGUUUACAGCCAAUCAAAAUUGGGGAAAACUCAUGUGUUGGUCCUUAUGCUGUGAUUCAAAAAGGCAGCAUUGUAGAAGAUGGGAUUAUGAUUCCUGCCUUGCAAACAGUCAAAGGUGGUCAACGUGAAUUUAAGGUUUCCAAGAUUCCUAUACUUGAAAAGGGUAUUAACUUACAAGAGGUCAAACAUGAGCCUUUUUACCACAUUUUUGGGAUUUACAUGGUUGGUGUUGUAAGCUCUCUAUCUGCAGCCAUUUGUUACAUAAUCUACCUUUGGGUAUCUCAAAAGCCUCAAUCUUUACAACACUUCAGCUUUCUUUGCUUAUGUGCAUCUGUUCACUGGCUUCCUUUCAAUGUUCUUGCAUAUGUCAUCAUCUUCAAAGACAUUCCUACAAACCCAUUAGCUUUUUCCUUCACCAUUGCAAUAGCAUACCUCUCUCAUGGCAUCAUCCUCACUUUCCUUACUUCCAUCUUGCUUCAUAUACUCUCAAAAUCAAAACAUAAAAACCAUUUCAUCAUGUGGUUUUGCAAUCGUCUAUCCACUUCCUGCCAUUUAAAAUUCGCAAAAUUCCUUUCUGGGACAGAAGCAUUCUGUGUUUACUUUCGUCUUUUAGGAGCAAAGAUCGGUCAUCAUUGCUCUAUAAGAGCAAUCAACCCGAUUCCAAUUCCAGAGUUUGUGUCAAUCGGUGAUGGCGUCCAUUUAGGCGAUUUUAGUCGGAUUGUCCCUGGGGUUUACACCUCAAAAGGGUAUUUAUACGGAAAUGUGAAGAUACAAGAGAACUCAGUAAUCGGGUCCCAAGGUGUUGUCCUACCUGGUGCUGUUAUUGAGCCCAAUGUCAUUCUCGGUGCUCUUUCAAUUGCUCCCAUGAAUUCCAUCCUCAAAACAGGCGGUGUUUUUGUUGGAUCUCAAACUCCGAUCAUGGUUAAAAACAUGACUCAUGUUUUAGAUGACAGAAUCGAAGAAAUGGACAAAAAGUACAAAAAAGUCCUUGGAAAUCUUGCUGCAAACUUAGCUGCUGCCACCCUUAAAGUGAAAGCAAGAUACUUUCAUCGAAUCGGUGCAUGUGGAAAGGGAACUCUAAAGCUCUAUGGAAACAUUCCUGGAUUCCCUGACCACAAUAUUUUCUCCCCCGGAAUCAACUAUUCCGUCAUUCUCCGGCAUAGCAAUUGCUUAAGUUCAGAUGACGAUGCCAGGCUUGAUCCACGUGGUGCAGCAAUAAGAAUACUUUCAAAUAAUGAACACUCUCCACUUCUUGAUUUGACAUUAAAGACUGGUAAAGCGUUCCAUGCACGUACCAUUGGUGACUUUGCUUCAUGGUUGGUGUGUGGGGCACAGGCACGUGAAGAGCAUGUGAAACAUGCUCCUCAUGUAAGGGAUGCAAUGUGGGAUUCCAUUAGAAAAGCCGAUUCCUAUGCCGACCUCCAUUACUAUUCAAACAUUUGCAGGUUGUUUAGGUUCAAAGAUGGAAAGGAAAUGUACGUGAAGUUUAAGUUAAGACCUUUUGAUAAAGCAAUAAAUGAAGAUUCCGGAAAAGUGGACCCCACAGGCAUACUUCCUCCUGAAACCGGUGCAAUCCCACGAGACGAAAAUGACAAACGCCCGCUUCUUUUUCUAGAAGAUGAUUUUAGUCGUCGAGUGAAUUCUGAAAAAGUUCGGUAUGUUCUUCAAUUUCAAUUUCGUGAAGUGCCAAAUGACGAAAAUGGACGUGAGGUUGCGCUUGAUUGUACAAAGCCAUGGGACGAAAAGGAAUACCCUUACGUGGAAAUCGGAGAGAUAACUAUCGACAAAAUACUCACAAAAGAAGAAUCUGAAAAGUUGGAGUUUAAUCCGUUUCUAAGAUGUCAUGAAGUUGAUGUUAUCCGUGCCACGUCAUGCUCCCAGAGUGCUUCCAUGGAUCAUGGAAGAUCGGUUGUUUACUCAAUCUGCCAACAUUUACGCAACAACAAACCGCUUUCGGAAGCUUGGAGAAGCUUCUUGGAUCAAUCUGAUGUAAAAGUCGAUCUCACCGGUUGUCCAAUGGGAAAUGUGAUGGUAAAAAAGGAAGCUGAAAAGGUGACACUCACAAGAUCAUGGUACAAGACCUUAUGGAUGUUGACCGGUCAACCCAUACUUCAAAUCUUCAUCCCCUACUUUCUAAUGGGGUUGAUCAUCUUCACUCCACUUAGUGUAACUUUUUUCUUGAAAGGGAAACAUGGUCUACAGUUAUAUUGGAUGCUACCAUUUUUGUGGGCCGUUUCCGGGGUUUUAUCUGGAUUAAUGUGUGUUGUAAUGAAGUGGUUUCUUGUGGGGAAGAAGAAAGAAGGGGAAAGUGUGAUGAUUUGGAGUAAAGGAGUGUAUAUGGACACAGUAUGGCAGGCGAUUAGGACAUUGGUUGGGGAGUAUUUCAUGGAAAUGACUGGUGGUUCGUUUAUGUUUGGGAUAUGGAUGAAGUUGAUGGGUUCAGAAGUGGCUUGGGAUGAAGGGAUUUAUGUGGAUGGGAUGGGUGCUGUGUUGAACCCUGAGAUGGUGAGUAUUGAAAGGUAUGGAUCUGUGGGGAGAGAAAGUUUGUUGUUUGGACAUAUAUAUGAAGGUGAAGGGGGUAAAGUGAAAUUUGGGAAGAUUAAGGUUAAAGAAGGUGGUUUUGUGGGGAGUCGAGGUGUGGUUAUGCCUGGAGUGAUUGUGGAAAAAGAAGGAAGUCUUGCUGCCCUUUCGGUUGCUAUGAAAGGAGAGACUGUUAAGUAAAAACGAUAUGGUAUGAAUAUGAUUGUUGUUUUUUUGAUAUUUCUUAUUUGUGAUGUGUAUUGUAUAUUGUGUUAUAAGGUCGGUUUCUGUUGUGUUAUCUUGUAAUUUACUUUUCUCAAUUUUCUGGAGUAUACCUUUUUUUUGUGGCGAUCUUACUACAUUACUUGAUAUAAGUGGAUAAUUUAACUAUUAG